CCCGGGGCGGGGGCGGGCAGAGCCCUGCGCCGCGCCGAGCAUGCGAGUGCCGGCGGGGCGGGCUGUGGCGGCCGCGGGGCGUCUGCGGCGGCCGGAGCCGGAACCGGAGCCGGGGCCGGGGUCGGCGGCGCGCCGGAGCCAUGCUGCUGGCCUCGGCCGUGGUGGUGUGGGAAUGGCUGAACGAGCACGGGCGGUGGCGGCCCUACAGCCCGGCCGUCAGCCACCACAUCGAGGCGGUGGCCCGCGCCGGGCCGCGGGCGGGUGGCAGCGUGGUGCUGGGGCAGGCCGACAGCCGCCUGGCGCCCUAUAUCAUCGACCUGCAGUCCAUGCACCAGUUCCGCCAGGACACCGGCACUAUCCGUCCUGUCCGGCGCAGCUACUACGACCCGUCCUCGGCACCAGGCAAGGGAGUUGUGUGGGAGUGGGAGAACGACAGCGGGUCGUGGACGCCCUAUGACAUGGACGUGGGCAUCACCAUCCAGCGCGCCUAUGAGAAGCAGCACCCCUGGGUCGACCUGAGUGCCAUUGGCUUCUGCUAUGUCAUCGACUUUGCCACCAUGGGCCAGAUCAACCGGCAGACCCAGCGCAAGCGCCGUGUCCGCCGCCGCCUCGACAUGGUCUACCCGCUGGUCUCGGGCACCCUGCCCAAAUCACAGUCCUGGCCAGCCAGCCCUGGGGUGGCAGCAGCGGCCCCCCCGGUCCCCACCUGCGCCUGCCCCCAGUGCCUCCUGGUCAUGAGCGUCAAAGCCACUGUGUCAGCCGCUGGCCCCGGCACCACCACCCUGCAGCCCCGCAAAGCACCUCCUGUGCCACCCGCCGCCCCCAAAGCCCCGGCGCCGGCCCCAGGGGCCAAGGCCCCUGAUGGCAUGGCCAUGGUGCGUGGCUCGCUGAAGCCGCUGGCGGCCCAGGGCCGGCGGCAGGCAGCCAGCACGCCUGCCUUGAGCUCAGCCAGCUCCACCACCAGCCCCCCUGGCGCGGGCAGUAGCAAGGCAUCCCGUCCUGGCCUCAGCACCCUGAACCGCAGCCACCUCCAGCGCCUGGCCAUCGCCCAGUCCCGGGUGCUCAUUGCCUCUGGUGUCCCCACCGUCCCUGUGAAGAACCUUACUGGCUCCAGCCCCGUCAACCCAGCGCUGGCAGGGAUCACAGGGAUCCUAAUGAGCGCGGCCGGGCUGCCCGUCUGCCUGACACGGCCCCCCAAGUUGGUGCUGCACCCCCCACCCGUCAGCAAAAGUGAGAUCCAGUCCAUCCCUGGCAUCUCCCACACCUGCCGCAAGACCACCAAGAAACAGGCCAAGAAGGGUAAGACCCCAGAGGAGGUACUGAAAAAAUACCUGCAGAAGGUGCGGCAUCCGCCGGAUGAGGACUGCACCAUCUGCAUGGAGCGCCUCUCUGCACCCUCUGGCUACAAGGGACCCCAGCCAGCUGUGAAACCCGACCUGGUGGGGAAGCUGGUAAAAUGCAGCCACGUCUUCCACCUCCACUGCCUGGUCGCCAUGUACAACAACGGCAACAAGGAUGGAAGCCUACAGUGUCCCACCUGCAAAACCAUCUAUGGGGUGAAGACAGGGACGCAGCCCCCGGGGAAGAUGGAGUAUCACAUCAUCCCUCACGCGCUGCCUGGCCACUCUGACUGCAAAACUAUCCGCAUCAUCUACAACAUCCCCCCAGGGGUGCAGGGACCGGAGCAUCCAAAUCCUGGGAAGAGCUUCACUGCCCGAGGCUUCCCGCGGCACUGCUACCUGCCGGACAGCGAGAAGGGCAGAAAGGUACUGAAGUUGCUGCUGGUAGCCUGGGACCGGCGCUUGAUCUUCGCCAUCGGGACCUCCAGCACCACAGGCGAGUCAGACACAGUGAUCUGGAAUGAGAUCCACCACAAGACAGAGUUCGGCUCCAACCUCACUGGCCAUGGCUACCCUGACAUCAACUACCUGGACAAUGUCCUGGCUGAGCUUGCGGCCCAGGGCAUCACGGAGGAGAGCCUGAUUCAGGAGAAGGACUGAGACCACAGCAGGGAGGCAAGGGAAGGCUUGCCUGUGCCCCCAAGGAUAAAGGUGCUGGAGAAACCCGCCUGGGGGCUUUUCAGGGGGCACCUGAAGCCCACCACUGCCAGUGGCACCCGCCAAGUGGGAGCAUCCCCAGGCUGGCUGGGAAUGCAGGAGAAGGUCCUUUUGGCCAUCCCCUUCACUCCUGUGCGGAGGGAGCUUCCGCCCACAGAGCUGCGGGGCUUCAUGGUGGCCUGGCCAUCACUUCCAGCUGGUGUCCUGUCUAUCCCCACUGCCUCUCUACUGAGGGCUCGGAGGGUACCGGGCUUCCCUCCUCAUCUACUGGAUGGUCCCGGCCUGGCCCAAUACCCCUGACGCCUGCCUGGGGCUGGGACCUGGCCUGGGGUGGGAGUGGGAGCCGUGGGAGUCCCCCUUGCUCUGCCUUGUCCCUCAGCCGUCUGUUCGUUUGUUUGUUCUGUCCGGUACCACCUCCCCGCUGGUCUCCUGUGUCCUCAGAGGCUGGGGGGGCCCUGGUCUGCCUUGGCUGGCCCCCCAGCCCAGUGCCCCCUCUCCUCUUGGCUAUGUCUGAGCUGUGUCCUGCAGGGUCCACUUGUUUGGGUUUGCUGCCCUGCCUGUCCCUCCCCCCCGCCCCCAAUCUGGGGAGGGGUCGGUGGGUAGUAGGAAGUAGGGGGGCAGUGGGGAGAGGCGUGUUUCCUGGACUGUCUCCCACUCCUCAUCUAGUGGGUUCCUUGAACUGUUCGUAUGGGGGCGUCCCCAUGUUGAAUUUUUAUAUACCUCACGUUUUGGGGUUUUGUCGUAUAUAUGUACAUAUAGGUGGUGGCAUUUUGGGAGGUGACCUGGGUGCUGGGUGAAGGCAGUGCUGUGGCCAGAUUGGUGACUGAGUCCGCUGGCGCUCGGGGAGGGGAAGGGGAUGAGGGUAGCACUGCUCCCCUACUGUGGGGGCCCCCUGCCCCAAACCGUCAGUGCCCCACGGUGGGGCUGUCGCCGGUGGGGCCAAAGGCAGGUGUGGGUGGCAACAGUUCCCCUUCCUGCUGGGGAGGCCUUGGAGAGGUGGGGGGGGGGGAGGGUAGGCAGCUGGCUGACAG
Tyto alba (common barn owl) is the source of this 3088-nucleotide messenger RNA. It is a transcript of the gene DTX4, whose product is annotated as deltex E3 ubiquitin ligase 4. Gene Ontology annotation, cellular component: nucleoplasm. Gene Ontology annotation, biological process: Notch signaling pathway; protein ubiquitination. NCBI's taxonomy places the organism in Eukaryota, Metazoa, Chordata, Aves, Strigiformes, Tytonidae. Gene Ontology annotation, molecular function: ubiquitin protein ligase activity; zinc ion binding. The record is from RefSeq and is a predicted model, not a curated record.